CCAUCCAGUGACCACAUUCAGAGUAGUAGACAGAUCACAACAGGAAAACAGGAGUCUGACACUGUGACAUAGAUCUAAAUCAACCAAAUUAGACAGUGGCAUAUAUCUAAUCAACCAGAUACUGUAGGACUCCAAAUCUCCUUGAUGGAUCUCAGGGUUCUGGCUUUUGUGCUGUGUGUCACCAUAUACUCCAUCCAAGGAGCCAUUCCAAAAUGUUGUGUUGGGACAUCCAGGAACAUUCCUUUGAGCUUACUAAUGCGAGUGGAGCGAUAUGAUGUCCAACACAACCAUGGUGCAUGUGAGAUCGACGCUGUUGUAUUACAUGCCAAUGGGAGGAAGUACUGUGCAGACCCAAGAGUGAAGAAGGUCCUGGGAGUUGCCAUGCAGAUUAGGAAAGCUCAACUGAUGCGGGAAAAACUGAACUCAAUCAUGAGAAGAUGAGGAUAUAGAUCCUGACAGUUCCCUACAGUGGAGUCACCGUGACAACUUUGAUUAAUGCGUUUUAAAUUCAAGUCUUUUUGUUCUGUUUACACAUUAAAAAUAUAUAUUUUUAAGUUGCCUUUUUAUAAUGUUCAUAUUUCAAUCAUUAAUAAAUGAACUGUGAUUUUCAAUUACCCUAAUUAGCUUUUGCUUUAUUAGCCAACUCAAAUGUGGUGAGUGACCAGCAAUAACAACUCAAAAUUAGUGAGGCUGAACAAAAUGCACAUGGAUAGAUUAAACAGCUUGUUGAACCUUCGAUCAGUGAAUUACUUCCUCUUCAACAUACAGUCCGUUUAGUGAUUUAAAUGAGUCAGUGGUUGGUGAUCUGAUCCAGGGUUUCCACUCAAGCAGCAUACUUUGUGUUAAUUAAUUACUCUAGAAGGCACUGCAUUCCCCGAAACAUUGAUUAUUGGGUUUACCCAUGAAAUUAUUGGGAGCAUAUAGAGUAUAUGUGACUUAUUUUACAAUUCAUUUAUUUUAACCACAUGGGUUACACCCCAGUGAAAUAUGAGAAAUAAAGUAUUAAAACAAUGGAAA
Messenger RNA from Oncorhynchus gorbuscha (pink salmon), 1017 nucleotides. It is a transcript of the gene ccl27b, whose product is annotated as chemokine (C-C motif) ligand 27b. The record is from RefSeq and is a predicted model, not a curated record. Gene Ontology annotation, biological process: immune response. Gene Ontology annotation, cellular component: extracellular region. Gene Ontology annotation, molecular function: chemokine activity. The transcript is spliced from 3 exons. NCBI's taxonomy places the organism in Eukaryota, Metazoa, Chordata, Actinopteri, Salmoniformes, Salmonidae. The coding region runs from base 145 to 441 and encodes 98 amino acids.